Molecule: messenger RNA, 1397 nt
Organism: Vigna umbellata (rice bean)
Lineage: Eukaryota; Viridiplantae; Streptophyta; Magnoliopsida; Fabales; Fabaceae
Product: Plastid-lipid associated protein PAP / fibrillin family protein
Source: RefSeq, a predicted model, not a curated record
CAUAAUUGUUUUGUGCUAUACUAACUAGUGAAGAAGCAGAAAAAAAUGGCUCAGAUUUCAGUUUGGGUUUCACCCUUUCGCCACCCUGUACCGAUGGCCCUCGUCGCCGUCACUUCGCCCACUCCCUUCAUAUUUUAUCGGAACGUUAAACCGCUUUCUCUCUCCUCUCCACUCUCUCACCUCUCUCUCUCACCGCGCUUUCCCAGGUCUCCUUCUCGCCGCAUCCGCGCCUCCGCCGCUGACGACGCCGGCAAGCCGGCUGGGAAGAUCUCCGACGAGUGGGGCGAAGACUACGAGCCUGAAGCCGAGGCGUCAUCGUCCAAGCUUCCCGACUCUGAUCCUCCCAAGGACGAGGACGAAUGGCAGGAAGGAGCUGAAGCACCCGACGCCGGCGGAUAUAUCGACGGUGGGAACGGAACUCCGGUCGCUGAGGCUCCGUCGGAGGAGGGAGUGGAUGAUAAGGUGGAGGGACUGAAGCGUGCUUUGGUGGAUACUGUCUAUGGCACCGAGUUAGGGAUUCAAGCCGGGUCGGAAGUUCGUGCUGAGGUGUCCGAGUUGGUGACUCAGUUGGAAGCGGUGAACCCUACCCCUGCCCCCGUGGAGGAACCUGCCCUUCUCGAUGGGAAUUGGGUGUUGCUGUACACUGCGUCUUCGGAACUGCUGCCUCUUCUAGCAGCUGGAAGAUUGCCUUUGUUGAAGUUGGACAAGAUUUCUCAAACAAUUGAUACCAGUAGCUUCACUAUUAUAAACUCCACAACACUGUCUAGCCCUUUUGCAUCUUUGUCUUUCAGUGCAUCUGCCUCAUUUGAAGUUCGAAGCCCUGCAAGAAUUCAGGUCACUUUUAAAGAAGGUGCAAUACAACCUCCAGAGAUAAAGUCUAAAGUUGACCUACCAGAAAAUGUGGACAUCUUUGGCCAAAAGCUUAGCCUACAGCCUCUGCAACAAUCCCUUGGUCCACUGCAAGGUCUGGUGGAAAACAUAUCGCGGGUCAUUUCUGGUCAGCCAGCUCUCAAGAUUCCCAUCCCUGGCGAGAGGACAAGCUCCUGGCUUCUUACUACAUAUCUUGACCAGGACUUGCGAAUAUCAAGAGGAGAUGGUGGUCUUUUCAUUCUAGCCAGAGAAGGAAGUCCCCUUCUUGAUCCAUAGGAAAGUAAUAGUAGUCUUUCUUCUUCUCCCAUCCGUCCCCGUCCCUAAGAAUAAUCUUAAAGGUUUAUUCAAAAUGUCUCAAUUCUUUUUCCUAUAAAUUUAUAUUUAAAAAUGACGGGUUAUGCUUUUCAGCUGCAACUCUACAAUAUAUAAACUAUCGGAAAGACAGUGUCAACCCCCUAUUAGCUUCGGUGAAAUAUUGAAUUGGUGAGGGAAUACGAAAUCGAUUUUAUGAAGCUACUUUUGAGAUU